This is a messenger RNA of Anthostomella pinea, 1353 nucleotides long. Lineage: Eukaryota; Fungi; Ascomycota; Sordariomycetes; Xylariales; Xylariaceae. The record is from the annotation of a GenBank genome assembly.
AUGUCUUCCAAGAUCCCAGACCUUGUCUCCAACCGCGUUAGCGACAAGGCAAAGAAGACCUUGGACAUUGUCGCCGAGUUCGUCGAGGAAGAGUGCAUACCAGCAGACCCAGUCUUCGAAGCCCAGAUCGGCGAGGGCGCGUCACGAUGGGACCACCAUCCUUCUGUCAUCGAGGAGCUGAAGUCCAAGGCGAAGAAGCUAGGACUAUGGAAUAUGUUCUUGCCGAAAGGCCAUUACAAGGAGUCGCCCGGCUACACCAACCUUGAAUAUGGACUGAUGGCCGAGUGGCUGGGCAAAUCAAGGACGGCAUCGGAAGCGACGAACUGUGCCGCCCCGGAUACUGGUAACAUGGAAGUACUGGCCAAGUACGGGAACGAGGAACAGAAGGCGCAGUGGCUCAAGCCGUUGAUGGACGGGGAGAUCAGGUCCGCCUUUCUCAUGACGGAGCCCGACGUCGCAUCCUCGGACGCCAGGAACAUCCAGCUGAACAUGAAGAAGGAAGGGAACGAAUACGUGCUGAACGGCUCGAAAUGGUGGUCAAGCGGUGCAGGUGACCCGAGGUGUAAGAUUUACAUCGUCAUGGGCAAGUCAGACCCAAGCAACAAGGAUCCAUACAAGCAGCAAUCUGUGAUUCUGGUGCCGGCCAACACGAAGGGCAUCACUAUUAACCGGAUGUUGAAUGUAUACGGAUACGAUGAUGCUCCCCACGGACACGGCCACAUCUCUUUCAACAACGUUCGAGUAGCGGCGAGCAACAUGGUUCUGGGAGACGGCAAGGGAUUCGAGAUCAUCCAAGGCCGACUUGGACCCGGCCGUAUUCAUCACGCCAUGCGAAGUAUCGGCGCGGCUGAACGGGCAUUGGAGUGGAUGCUGAUGAGAAUCAACGACCCGAAGAAGACCCCAUUCGGCAAGCAGCUGAAGCAACAUGGUGUGAUCCUCGAGUGGGUUGCCAAAUCCAGAAUCGAGAUCGAUGCGGCACGCCUGGUCGUUCUCAACGCUGCGGUGAGAAUGGACGACCUCGGUCCCAAAGCGACGUUGAAGGAGAUCGCUGAAGCGAAGGUCCUCGUGCCUCAGAUGGCCUUGACGGUCAUCGACCGGGCCGUUCAAGCAUUUGGCGGUGCCGGUGUCAGUCAGGAUACACCGCUUGCGAACAUGUGGGCACAAAUCCGGACCCUAAGGCUGGCGGAUGGGCCCGACGAGGUUCAUCUGCAACAGAUGGGCCGGAACGAGAACAGAAGGGGCCAGGAAGUCACGCAGAAGAUUGAGGCGCAAAGGGAGAAGACGGAGCAGUUGCUGAAGCAGUACAGCGUCAAGCGUUUCCAGCCUGGGUCGAACAUCAGAUCCCAGCUCUAG